Messenger RNA from Schistosoma bovis, 2886 nucleotides. The record is from the annotation of a GenBank genome assembly. Lineage: Eukaryota; Metazoa; Platyhelminthes; Trematoda; Strigeidida; Schistosomatidae.
GAAGGUCAACUCAGGACUACCAUUUAAAAACUUAAGGGUGCGGUGUAUUUCAUUGUCCUGAGCUAGUUAACCUGUCUCUAUAUCAAAUCAACUAGUUAUUUUACUCCUCCAUACUCUCUUGAUUUGUUUCGCAUAAUCAUCCAGCUAAAAUUUUCUUUUUUGAGUACAGACUGCUGUUCUGCUGACUAAUUAAUAUUUUUACUUCAUAUGAAGUAAAAAUGAAGACUGCAGUCUUCACUUAUCGACAAGUCUUAAUUUACUCAAUGAAUUCAGCGUCCUGCAUGGUCAACAGACUUAUUACUUAGACCAUGCUUAUUGGUUUUUUAGGUGUCAGAUGAUUAUCUAACACCUAGGGGCUUUAAAAUCCCAAAAAACAAUAAAUUAUUCCUUUUUAAAUAUAGAUUACUGCUCUGUCCACUUACGACUUACUGGUUACAACCGGUCCUUACUGGAUUUCAGCGACCCACUUUAUCAGGGUGGCUGCAUAGUACUCUUGGUGAAUGGCGAAAGGUCGUCUUUCUGGCUCUGACUCGUCGGACAGUGAUGACGAAGUGAAGUGGCUACAAUCACGUCACAAGCACAGGAAGACCUCGGUUCCGAGCGAUGAGACAACACGUGAUUCAAAGUCAGGUGGAAUUGAGGAGGGUGAAGUAUCUAGUGAUGACCUCGAUGAAGACGAAGAUGAUGGCCUGGAUGACAACUUAAUCGGUGGGGAAGAUGAUAAGCGUCGGUUGGCGAAAAUGAGUGAAAAAGAAAGAGAAGAAGAGCUAUUCAAGAGAGCUGAGAGAAGAGAUGCCAUACGAGCCCGCAAGGCUGUAAAACAAAAGCUAAAAGAAAGACGAGAAAGAGAGAAAGCUCAACAGGUAGCCUCUUUAUCCAAGCAACUUACCGGGGAUUCAAAAUCUAAAAGAUCUGCUUAUCACAACGUAUUUUCAGACAGCGAUGAGGCAGAAAAUAGUGAUUCAAGUGGUCUUGGACCAAAAGGCCUUAGACAACGUAAGAUUGCCCUGGAGAAAAAGAAGGUGGCUCACAGGGAUAAAUUUCAGGAACUCAUCGAGCGUCGCAAACAACAGGCUGCUAAAAAGCGUCGAACUCAUACAUCAGACGAAGUGGAUAUAUCCGCCCAAAAUAGUUCUGGGAGUUCAUCAGAUAGUGAUGAUAAUAGUCCAAAGCCACGUGGCAAAAUUCAGGAGAAACAUCAGUCCAUGUCUCAGCGUGUUUUUUCCUCAGAAGCAUCAGACUCUUCUGAUUCAAGUCGACCUGGUUCGCGUCCUGUAGCUCGACGUUCAAGUUUUUCCAGUUUGUCAGGUUCACAGCGAUCUGGUUCUUCAAGUGAAGAUGACGCUAGAGGCAGAAGUCGUUCACCUGAAGAGGAACUAGUCUCCUCUGUUGAGCAUCUAUCUCGUAUUCGGUUGUCACGUUUUAAAAUGGAAAAGUGGGUUCACAUGCCGUUUUUCGAUAACUUGAUAAAAGGAUGUUUUGUACGUAUCAACAUAGGAUUACAUCAAGGUGUGCCGAUUUAUCGUUGUGCUGAAAUUGUGGAUGUCGUGGAAACUCCUAAAAUAUACGAUCUUGGUGACACUCGAACUAAUAAAGGAAUUGUAGUUCGUGUUGGAAAAGACCAAAGUACAUUUCGUUUGGCGUUCAUUUCAAACUCUGAUUUUCAGCAAGAUGAAUUUGACAGCUGGAUGCGGCGAAUACAUCUUGCGAACAUGAAACCUCCGACUUUGAAUUUUGUCCGAGAUAAAGCUGCUGAAAUUACUGAAGCAAUAAAUCGUCCUAUUCGAGAUGAACGCGUGGUUGAACAGAUCAUACAAUCCAAACGUCGUUUUCAGAAAGCUCCAACAAAUUUUGCUUUACGCAAAGCGGAAUUGAUCAAACAACGAGAGCAAGCAGAAACAGAUGGAGAUACAGAAUUAUUGAAACAUUUAGAUAGUGAAAUAGAAGAAAUUGAAUCUCAAGCUGAACGGAUUGAGAGACGUCGAACUUUAGGUUUUAAAUCAAUUACAUCUAUAAAUCAACGUAAUCGUGCACUUAGUGUACAACAAGCUGAAGAAGCUAUUCGUAAAGAAAGUGAAGAAGCAUUGAAUUCCAAGGAAGAAGAUCCAUUUACACGUGUUCAUUCUCAACCGGUAAUUGUCACAAAGAAAUAUUUGGAAAACUUACGUCAUAAAAGACUUGGAGUAGUAGCUCAAUCAAAUACUUCCUGUGAUUUGAAUCAAAGUUUUCCUCCACCACCAACUCCUGAUUCAGAGCUAAGCAUGUCAUCUAAACAUUCACUGUUGAAUACACCAAUGGGAAGUAAUAGUAUAAUAACUGAAGCACCUGACUCAGUAUGUUGGUCAUUGGGAGAUGAUAAUAGCAACUUAUCCACACCGCAUGAUUCUCUUCAUGCAAUACAUAAUUUUGAAAUAAAUAUUGAUUUGGAUUUGGACGGGAAUAAUGAUCAGGCGAAUUCCAACGGACGCACAGGAUCAACUAAUACUGAUGUACGACAUUCAACUAGUCCUAGAUCACGUGGUACUACAAAUUCUACUCAUGAUUUUACCAAUGGCAGUCCCCAGACACCAAUGAACGGUCCAUUUGGAAAACCAAAUCGUCGAUUGUUAAAUUUACAAGAGUACAAGAAACGUCAUGGAUUAAUUUAAUUCCUAGUUGAUAUGCAAAUAUUAGUAUUUUCCUUAUUCAAACAUACUAUCAUUUAUUGUUAUUUUUUUCUAUAUGUGUAUGAUUAGUAGUCUUAUCACACCGGUCGUUUAACUUUGUAUUUGCAUGUGUAUGUAUGUGUUGUAUAUAGACGUCUGUAAGCCCUUCCUUUAUGCUUUACACCUUUUUUUGUGAAAUGUACAUAAGAGAAAAAAAUUAAUCGUAAUCAUCUCUUUAUCA